Prunus avium (sweet cherry) is the source of this 2635-nucleotide messenger RNA. RefSeq names its product Terpenoid cyclases/Protein prenyltransferases superfamily protein (gene GA1). Gene Ontology annotation, cellular component: chloroplast. Gene Ontology annotation, molecular function: terpene synthase activity; magnesium ion binding. NCBI's taxonomy places the organism in Eukaryota, Viridiplantae, Streptophyta, Magnoliopsida, Rosales, Rosaceae. Gene Ontology annotation, biological process: gibberellin biosynthetic process. The record is from RefSeq and is a predicted model, not a curated record.
CACCACCACCAACAACAGCACCAAACAAAAACAUUUUAUCAUGUCUUCUCAAUCCACCCACCUUUUGCUCUCCUCACCCCCCACCCUCCCACCCACCUCCUCUUCUUUUACCAUUAAUCAACCUAAAUUUUUACCGGGUGUCUGGUCUUUCGGCGCUAAAAACAAAAGGGUAUUUCUCUCAAAAUGCAGUGCGGUUUCCAAACCCCGCACUCAAGAAUAUGCAGACGUGUUACAAAAUGGUCUGCCAGUGAUAAAGUGGCACCAGAUUGUGGAGGAUGACAUAGAAGCCGAAGCUGAUCCUAAGGGUUCUGUGUCUAAUAAGAUCAAGGAACAUGUGGUGGCCAUCAGAUCGAUGCUGGGGUCUAUGGAGGACGGAGAGAUCACAGUGUCAGCAUACGACACCGCUUGGGUGGCUCUGGUGGAAGAUGUGGAGGGAAGUGGCUUGCCUCAGUUCCCCUCCAGCCUCGAAUGGAUUGCCAACAAUCAGCUCCCAGAUGGCUCUUGGGGAGAUAGUGAAAUUUUCACGGCUCACGAUCGCAUCAUCAACACCAUAGCUUGUGUUGUUGCUUUAAAAACAUGGAACGUUCAUCCCGACAAAUGUGAAAAAGGAAUGGCAUAUUUCAAGGAAAACAUAAACAAGCUUGGGAACGAGAAUGCUCAACACAUGCCCAUCGGGUUUGAAGUUGCUUUUCCUUCGAUUCUUGAAAUAGCUCGAAGUUUAAACCUGGAAGUACCUGACGACUGCGCAGUGCUGCAUGAGAUUUAUGCCAUGAGAAAUCUAAAGCUCACAAAGAUACCGAGGGACAUAAUGCACAAAGUGCCCACGACAUUACUUCACAGCUUGGAAGGAAUGGCAGGUUUGGACUGGAAAAAACUUCUAAAACUGCAGUCCCAAGAUGGCUCUUUCUUGUUCUCUCCGGCCUCCACUGCCUAUGCUCUCAUGCAGACCAAAGACUCCAAAUGCAUGACUUAUUUGGCAAAAGCUGUCCACAAGUUCAAUGGGGGAGUCCCUAAUGUGUACCCAGUGGACUUGUUCGAACAUGUAUGGGUUGUGGAUCGGCUGCAGCGCUUAGGAAUAUCUAGAUAUUUCGAGCCACAAAUUAAGGAAUGUAUUAAUUACGUCGACAGAUACUGGACUGAGAAAGGAAUUUGUUGGGCAAGAAAUUCCGAGGUACAGGACAUUGAUGACACUGCCAUGGCAUUCAGACUGCUCAGGUUGCAUGGCCACCAUGUGUCUGCUGAUGUGUUUGAGCACUUCAAGAAGGGCAACGAGUUCAUCUGCUUUGCUGGACAAAGCACACAAGCUGUGACUGGAAUGUACAACUUGUUUAGGGCUAGUCAAGUUUUGUUCCCUGGAGAAAACAUCCUCGAGGGGGCUAAGGAUUUUUCAACCAAAUUUCUGAGAGAAAAACAAGCUUCCGAUGAGCUGCUAGACAAAUGGAUCAUCACCAAGGACUUGCCUGGCGAGGUGGGGUACGCACUGGAAGUUCCAUGGUAUGCGAGCUUACCUCGACUGGAGACCAGAUUCUUCAUCGAACAGUAUGGUGGCCGAGAUGACGUCUGGAUUGGCAAGACUCUAUACAGGAUGCCCUACGUAAACAAUAAUGUCUACCUCGAGCUGGCAAUACUUGACUACAACAAUUGCCAAGCACUGCAUCUGAUCGAAUGGGACAACAUUCAAAAGUGGUACGCAGAAUGUAGACUUGAAGACUACGGAUUGAGCAGAAGAAGCCUCCUCAUGGCUUAUUUUGUUGCUGCAGCAAGUAUUUUUGAACCAGAAAGAGCAAACGAGAGAGUUGCAUGGGCUAAAACGACAUGCUUGAUUGAAACAAUCGGGUCUCAUUUCAAGGAAGAAACUUAUGAGCAGAGGGGGGCCUUUGUACAUGAAUUCAGAACUAGGAAGAUGAAUACAAACAAGAAAAGGCAGGGGCUUAUUGAGACCUUGAUGGCAACUCUACACCACUUCUCAUUGGACGCAAUGGUGGCUCAUGGUCAUGACAUUAGCCACCCUCUACGCCAAGCUUGGGAAAAGUGGCUUACGAAGUGGCAAGAGAAAGGGGACAUGCACCAAGAUGAAGCUGAGCUACUGGUGGAAACGAUAAAUCAGACCGCUGGCCUUUCAAUCCCAGAAGGGUUGUUGUUGUCCAAUCCAGAGCAUGAGCAACUUUUUAGCAUCACUAACAGUGUUUGCAAUAAACUACACUCCUACCAAAACCAAAAGCACAAGGUAAAUGAAAAUGGGAGUUGUACCAUGAAAAUCCAAGAAAUAGAGUCAGAAAUGCAACAACUUGUGAAAAUGAUGCUCGAAAACCCUUCGGACGACAUACACUCUUCGAUCAAGCAAACCUUUUUCGUGGUCGCGAGGAGCUUUUACUAUUCUGCCUACUAUGAUCCUGGAACCAUUAACAACCACCUUACUAAAGUGUUCUUCGAGCGAGUAAUCUGAUAUUUGCAUAUAGGAUUAGCCACAGUGCCUCAUUUUAGUGAUGGCAGAUGUACUCAGCUCAACCCAAAUGAAAGCAAAAAAAAAAUUAGACCUUGCAAAUGGUCUUUGUUUUUGUUUAGUGUUAAAUAUAAAUACUCUUCAAAAAAGGAGUGUGUUUUUGGGAAACAGAGACUUGCUUUAUGAGUUUAA